Messenger RNA from Paramecium pentaurelia, 1354 nucleotides. Lineage: Eukaryota; Ciliophora; Oligohymenophorea; Peniculida; Parameciidae. The record is from the annotation of a GenBank genome assembly.
AUGAAUUAAAGUAUUUUUUUAUUUAAAAAAGAAAAAUAUAGAGAAGCUUUAAGAAAAUAAAGAAAUGAGAAUGAAUUUAGAAUAAGUCGAUUCUUGCCAAAUUUUUGCUAAAAAGGAAAAAUUUCAUCAAUUUUAUUCAGUUUUCAUACUUCAAUAGAACAAUCAAGUAAAAUGAUAUUAAAUAAUGAUGAAUUAAUGAUGAAAGUUUAUAAGAAUCAAUAAAAUAAGAAUGCUUUAUUACUUUUGUCAAAUAUUUCAGCAUCAGAAUCAUCAAAUAGUGUUGAUAGAUUGAUAAAAGAAUAAUACUUGCAUUUGAAAUUUCUUGAAAUUAUUUAAUCAAAAUAGAGUAAUAUAUAUUAAUUACAAUAUGCUUGUGAAGGUUUAACUAAUUUACUUAAUUCUAAAAUUAACAUAUAAUAAGAAUUAACAGAUUUGCUUAAUUAGGACUUAAUAACAUCAAUUAUAAAAUUAAGAGAAUAAAUAGAUGAAAAUUAAUUAAUAGAUAAAGAUAGUAUGCUUUAUUUAUGUUUAAGUAUAUUGAUUAAAAUUUAAAGUUAUCAACUUUAAAAUUAUGUAUCUAAACCAUAACUAAUAGAUCUAUUUAUUAUGAAUAUUAAUUGGUUUGAAAAAAAUAUUUAAGUAUCAUGUGAAAAUAUUAUAUUAAUAUGUUCAGAUAUUGAAGGAUUGGUUGAUUUAAUAGAUGAUUAAAAAAUUAAUUCAAUAAUUGAUUGUGCAAUAAAUUCAUUAUAAAAUAGAUAAUUUGAUAUUACAUAUUGGAUUUUAACAGCAUUAAACACACUUGUAGAUUUUUCAUACUGUGAUUAAAAGAUUUUAGGAAUAGUUAAAAAUUCUAAAAUUAUUACAUUAUUAAAAAUCAUUUUUGAAAGAAUUUAAGAAUAAUAAAUGUUUUUAAUAGAAGUUGGUUUAGAAGUAUUUAAUUAUAUAUAUAUCAAUAUAGUUUAUUUAUAAAACUUUAUAAUUUUAAUCUUUAGAGAUAAGAUUUUGUUUCUUAAAAUUCUUAAAAGAUAUUUAAAACUUGAUUGAAUUUAAAGUUUAAAGUUCAUUACUUGUUUUGUGUAGUUUUAUACUUGUUAUUUUAUGUGAGUAAUUAGAUUAAGAAGAAUCAGGUAAUAUUAUAUCAUUACAAUUUGAAAUUUUAUUACAUUUAAAUGAACAAUAAUUAACUGAUGAAGUAAUUGAAACUUUAAUAAAUAUUUGGAAUUUACUUGAUUAAAAUAUUUAUAAAUUAAUUAGGAAAUAAAAGGUCUUAUUAGAAAUAUUAGCAGAAUCAAAAAAUGAAUCAGUUUCACAAUUAGCCAUCAAUAUGAUGGCCAUUUAAAAUUCAAUAUCAUGA